Molecule: messenger RNA, 1191 nt
Organism: Zasmidium cellare ATCC 36951
Lineage: Eukaryota; Fungi; Ascomycota; Dothideomycetes; Mycosphaerellales; Mycosphaerellaceae
Exons: 1
Coding region: 1-1191 (396 amino acids)
Source: RefSeq, a predicted model, not a curated record
AUGCUUGCCCUUCGGUUGACAACCACCCCUGUUCGGACGAUUAACGUAAGAACAGCAUUAUCAACCACUUCAACAUGCACGGGACGGCACUUCUGGACAUGGAGCGCCUUCAAGAGUGCCGCAGAGACUCAGACCGAGACGCAUCAUGAGCGAUAUCGACCACGUUCGAGAGAUCCCCAGGCCGGUCUGACCACCCCUGCGCCUGAGGAAGCAGCAGACAAGAAGAGCGCCAGUCCCUUCUACUUCGAAGCCGGAUAUGCAGGAUGGGCUAAGCGACCAUCGAGACCAUUUCCUCCUCCCUUCUUCUCGCCGCCGAGCGGCUCCUUCAGUGAUCCCCUCACUACCCACGACAGAUCAGUCGAUCGGAGACCGAAAGUAAAUGGACAGAUGAUAAGAGGCGUGACGAACGGUGAUGAUGCGAUGCUCGCCAGUGAGACGCUCAUCUGCACAAACGAUGGUGUGGGCCAGUGGGCGCAGAGAGAAAGAGGGCAUGCGCCGCUGUGGAGCAGGCUCAUUGCGCAUUUUUGGGCACUUGCAGCUGAGAAAGAUUUGUACGGUGGAGAAGGGGAUCCAGACCCCGUGAAAUAUCUUGAUGAGGCGUAUGCAAGGACGAAGGAGGCUCUGAGCGAGCCGAACGAGUGGCAUGGGACCACUACUGCGAGCUCGGCCCUUCUACACUGGGUGGAUGGAGAUAGUGGUCAGCAUCCAAUGCUGUACGUCACUCAACUAGGGGAUUGCAAAGUCUUGGUCGUGAGACCGCACGACUCUACAGUGCUCUUUGCAACCAAAGAGCAGUGGCAUUACUUCGACUGCCCGAGACAGCUCGGAACGAACUCUCCGGAUACGCCUUCAGACAACGCGGUACUGGACAAAGUCGAGUUGCUCGAAGAUGAUGUGGUUCUCGCCAUGAGCGAUGGCGUCACUGACAAUCUGUGGGAGGAGGAGAUCUCAGAUUACGCAGUGGGAGCGCUGAAGACGUGGAGAGAUCAACAUGGAAACGCGGAUGGCGCCGAGGCUAUGAAGUACGUCGCGCAAGAGGUCGUACUAUCUGCGAGAAAGAUUGCAGAGGAUCCAUUCGCAGCGUCGCCAUUCAUGGAGAAGGCUAUCGAGGAAGGUCUUGCCGUGGAAGGAGGGAAGUUGGAUGACAUCUCGGUUGUGGCUGCGAUUUGCAAGAGACGAAAAGACGGUUGA